CUCGUAGAAGAUUGAAUCAUAGUUAGGCAGCCAUAAGGUUGUUGACAGUAAGAUGGACAGUCAUUGAGAUAAGUAGCAUUCAUGCACGGCCUUUCAUGGGGAGAGUGGCUAGCGUAGGGAUCAUUCCAGUGCCAAAAAACGAUGAACUAUAACAACGGUAACACUCCUCCGACGGGGGUGUCUUGUCUUACAAUAGACAAAGCUGCCAAUAGUGAAUGACCCUCAAUGUCAGGUAUUCGGUAUGUAAACGUGAUUGUGCUCGGACGAUCAGCUGGGAGAUCAGCGGGGGUUCCUUAUCUUUGGGUGUUUCGCGGGACUCCGCAAGUAUCGAAAGUAUCGACCGUAUCGUAUUGCGACCGGAGUACGAGGAUUAGACCAAAGCACCUUGGAGAUCGUACCAACUCGAGAUGCACCACGCCCGUUCGGCCUUUUGUUUUUCUCCGAUUCUGCAGUUACAAGGGCAGAAAAAAAAGAAAAGAAGCAGAUUCUAACUGCAUCCCGUCUCCAGUCUGAUCAGCUGUGGUGUGGCGCUCCAGGCUGACUUGAACCCUCGAGACCUGUCGAGUCACCGGGUGUGCGUCACAGACGAAACGAGCCCAAAGCCUCGCUCUCCACCCCUUCUGCAUCCACUGGUUCACCACAUCUCCUCCGUCUUCAUCCCUUUCCCGACCUCAUAAUCAUAAAAUCCCAUCCUCACCACAGAAUCCCGACCAUGACAUUCAUAGUUCCGUAGGUGCCACAACGUGCCCGCGCUGUGAACUCCCCUCAGACGAAACAGCCUCCGCCCUCGUCGAUGCGGAGAAGCUCCGUUGCAGGCUCCAAAGGUCCGCCUCUAGAGCAACCACCCCGAUCUUGCCCUCAGCCCGACCGCCAACCGACGCGCAUCCUGCUCUGGGCCUUCUAAUUCAUUCGCAAAUCAUAUUUCACCCUUCACCCUCUGCCUGGAGUUUGAUCGGGCUCUUUCUUCUGCAUAUCCAUGAGCAUGCCUGCGGCUCCAGCUCCACCGCCGUCUCGUUGCCUUCCUGAUAACACCCUCCGCCACUGCUGAUAGCGCUCGCCUCCCGACCUCGUUUGUCGGGACUCACGUCAUGCAUCAGCACCCGCGGUCGCCGGCGGUACCCUCGUCGGCACCCAAAUUACCCGCCAAAUCUGCUGCCGCUCGAGAUGACCUCAAAGACUCAGACUCCGUGCCACCGUCCCCCACCACCGACGGCCGGUAUCACCCCGCCAGGGGCUUGGGGAUCGAUGCGAGUGCGGAACCGGUAUCAGAGCCAUCGGCCAAGGACCUUGGACCUCCGGGCAAAGAAGCCAUGACAAAGUUGAAUCAAAUCAUCUCGAACUACCACACCAAAGCGGCCCUGAUCAUACUUCAUGCUCGUGUCGACCUUCCCCCUGCAUAUGCUAAGAAUUCAGAUACCCCAAAAGUGAACCGUUGGUUUAAUGUCGAGUUAGAAGACACCGAUCUCCUUCGCGAACAGUUGUGGACAUGGCGGACCUGCGAUGCCUCCACGAAUAGACCCCCGCCGCUUAUCAUCGAGACGUAUUUGGACGCCUCGGGACUCACGAACAACCAAAGUCUGGUGAUUUUGGAUGAAAAUGGAAAACGUUGGGAUGUACAAGACUCGAUUGCAGCAUCUCGUGGAGCCGGCUCACAUGCAUACCCCCAGGGCACGGACGAGGUCAUUUUGGAACGGUGGAGGAUCGAGCUGGGUGAGGCUACUAGCAAGCCCACGGCUGAGCUAGGAUCCUUGCUGCCAACGGUGUACAAGAAGAGUAUCGUCCUGUUUCGGUCAUUAUUCACAUACUCCAAGUUUUUGCCGGCUUGGAAGUUCUCGCGGCGCAACACAAAGGUGCGGCGAAGUCCUGCACUGCAGAUCAAGUACCGCAUACUUGAUCCCAGUGCUGCUGCUCGCAGUGAUCGGUCAAGGCCCCCUCGGGAUCGUUUGACGCUACCCCUCUUCGAGGGCAGUGAGAAAACGGUGGAAACGUACAGCUUUGGGACCACCGAGUCUCCAGCGGGACCGUUCAAAGUGCAGGUCACGUACCGGACGAAUUGUGAUUUCCGUGUCGACGAUUCAGAGGCAUUGUUGAGCUCGCGCUUUAUGGGUGCUGACGACGACAUCUUCCGCCCCUCGUUACCGUCAGAGGACGUUGGUCGUUUAAAUCCUGAAAUUGGGUCGGUGCCGGUAGAGCGAAAGACCGUGGAAAAUCCAGACUGUUCACGCGCGUACGGCAGUUUGUCUACCUUUCACCACGUUGGCCCGACGGGGACUAGCCCUAUUUCUGCUUUGCGUGCGGCCAGAGACACUGGCAUCGCAUCUUCGUCUCCAUCUGAUGCUCACUCCAAGAGACUUCUGCCUGCUGCACGAAUCGCACCCCCACCCGGACGUGCCGCUCAACUUGCGAGUGAAAGCUUGUCAAGCUCCCCUCGUCGUCCCUCGAUCUCAUUCCAAGCUUUCAAAGCUCCUCCACUUUCCGCAUCUCCCUCCUUGGUGGACACUCCUCUUGGUGUCUCGCCCCGUACCGCAUCCGCUCGCCUCCCUACGGGCACUUCGGCAGAAUCACGGGUGAUGCCACCUCCUUCUUCCGCAGCUUCUGCCCGCAAACCCGCCACUUUUGCAUCUGAACAAGCCAUCUCAUCAUCUACUUCCGCUUCCCCUAAACCUGCACCUAUCUCCCGCUACAGUAGCUCCUUUAGCCAUCGACGUGGUCGACCAUCCUCCGCAGGCAUGGCCAAGAACGAGGAUGACAACUCCAGUGGCAAGGCUAGUGCGGCUUCGUCCAACGUGCAACCGGGCUCUGGUCUGCUUGCAGAAGUCACCGGGACGAGUGCCGAGUCCUUCCACGCUGACGAUGAGAAUAUCUCCGAGUUUUUGAAGAUGCUGGAUUCGACAAAGGAUCUCAUGAACCGAAGCAACUCCACGUCGCUCGAGUCCGGCCAACGAAAGCCCACGGCUACUUCGGCAGCUCUCGCGCGGUUCCAGCGCAUGCGAGAUUCGAACGCGGCGCUGUCAGACUCCAUGUCAUCGUCUAUGCAUUUGCACCGCUCCUCCACAUCCUCAAGCAAGCAGCUUUCUGGUGUGCCGCCAAUGAUCUCCGGUACAUCUAUUUCGACCGCUUCAUCUCCUGGAAAGCCCAUUUCCCCCCAUACUCCCCAUACUCCAGCCAUCCGAUCCCGUCUAAGCUCGAACAGCGUUGCGGACGAGGUUCCAACCGAGCAUGACCGUCGAGGACCGCACCGGGAGCCCAACUCGCCGCUGGAAGAGAAUCCUAGCCUGGAGAACACACAGGCGGGCACCUUGACCGCGGGUGCGAUAGACAUCCCAACCUCGCCGCGGGUCUUCUCACCUGCAUACCGCCGCUCAAGCUCCGCUGCCCAGCACCGCCGACCUCACUCGGGCGACGACGAGGAGAUUUUCAACCUCGUGAUCCGGAGCAUGAGCUUGGGCGCCGAGACACCCGGCCCGCUACAGCAGCGGCCGCAAUACGAGAACCCCGAACCCGAAGCCUCGACGGGACGCCGGCCAUCCGAGGACCCCUCUACCACGACCAGCGGAACAGCUACUCGCGAUCAGACAACUACGGGUCCCUCGGCUGCCUCAUCCGCGUCCAACGUCUACCAGCCGCGCUUCGCAAGCUCUCGGGGCCGGGGAUUCUCUAGCGGCCACUCCCUCAGCUCGGCGUCGAGCAGCCUUGCCCGCGGCGCCAACAUCCCGCCACAUCUGGUCGAACGAGACGACCACGAUGGCAACGCCAGCGGCAGCAACAGCGGCAACUCGACGACCGAGAUCCGCCGCACAUCCAUCCACCGCCCCGGCACCAGUCGGGCCCCGCCCUCACAAGCCGUCUUCGAGGACGACGAGCCGCUGCUGUUCGCUAUGAGCGACUUUGGUGCCUCGCGGCGGAGUCUGGAGGAGAACCGCCAUGGUAAUCACGGCGCAGACUCGAGCGGGAGUUCGCGCCGAGGCAGUGGGCGCCGUGGAGCUGGACUUCCGGGUGGUUGGUAGGGUUGUGUGAGGGUGAGAGUGAGUGGCCUCGCGCUGUUGGAGUUGACAUCUUUUUCUACAUCGAAUCUAGUUUGCCCCGUUUAAGCCAAUACCCCCCCAUCUGCCUUGUUCCUUGUUUUUGCUCUUUUUCCUUUCUCUUUCGGUUGAAUGGUGACUUCGAAUACCUUUUUCUAUCUAAAACAGUUCACUUUCAUCUCUCCUUGUAUCUUUCUUUUCAUCAUUUCUCUGCCUUCAGUUCGCUGCUAUCAUAGACCGGAUUUUCUCUCAUCUGAGCAGCUUGUUUCUGAUUUCUCUCUUGUUGCAUAGAGAUUGGAGUGCUUUUUGUUUAAGUUUCUGUCAUGCUUACGUUGAUUUUCUCGUCUAUCUCCAUCAGGAUAAUUGUUCUCAUGGGAAUGGAUUUGCUAAACUGCACGAUCGAUACGACUUAAUGCCGCUUUUCUGUCAACGCGAUGCCUUGGUUUCGAGUUUGUCUAGUCGCGCCAUGGGGCUUCUUUCGCUUUGCUUCAUGAUUGCUAUAACAUAAUAUGCGUGGCUAGGCUGGAUUCUUGGGCGUUUCUCCUAGAGCAGACAGAUUACAAUUCGAAAUAUGCAUACUUAUCGUUGCUUUGCCUUUUGGUCAUUACGGCGAGAAUGCAGCGUGAGAAGAUGGAAUUCUCGCUCCGUGGUUAACAACGAGCGUCACCCCUUAACUACAUUCCUACGUAGAAUCAUAGUUGAAAAUAAUACUUUUGGGUGCUGGUUGAGGUAUAUAACAAAAGAAGGCUCUAAAUGCAGAAGGUGACACCGUCAUGCAACAUAACCAUGAUAAGAAUACACAUAUCAAGCCCAAAAGACCAGGCCAAACAAUCCGAAUGGAAACCCCAUUUUCUAACGCCAUCUUGGUGCAAACAAAAAAAAAACACAACCACCACCUCACAUCUUGCGGAACGUAUUGUUCGAGGCACUACGGCGUUCUUUUGCCCGGAACUCGGUCUUGUCGUAUUGGACUUCCGGCUUUUGCUUCUUCGACUUGGAAGCGGGCAUGAAGCUGACCUCGCGCUCACCGACGACGCCGUUCUUGCGCAUUGGUCUUUGCUUGGUGUUCAUGUUCUGCGCGCGCGAGCCGAAUGAUCGAUCGCGGGUGGAGCUUGUGCGUGUUGAGGAGGAGACUUGCAUGCGUGGUGGGGGUCGCUUAGUGCGCUUGUAGUCGGUAGAGGAAAUCUUGUUGGAGGGUUUCUCUCUAACGGGCCUCUCUGCUUCGCUCUCGGAGUCUGAGUCGUCGUCGCUCGAGUUGGGAACGUCGUCAAUGGCCUCUUGCUCGACGGCAGUCAGGCCGCGCUCCUUCUUGGCGGGAGCUUCGGGAAUAGUGCUAGGGUUGAUAGCCUUGAACUCAUGGGAGAACUCGUCAACAGCGAAAUCUUCGUCCUCGAACAGCUUGUUGAAACGGCUAUCGCCCAGAACGCCAUUCUUCUCGAUCUCGGUUGCAGGUGCAUCGACCAUAUCGGCAUCACCGCCGCGCUCAAGAACCUGCUUGGCCCUGCGGCGCUCUUGCUUCUCCUCUGCGAGAAGCAUCCUCUCGGCCAACUUCUUGUUGACCUUGACGGCAACCUUCUUCUUACCACGGAUACGGCUCUCACGCUCCUUAUCAAUCUUCUCCUUGACGCGCUUGGCGCGCUCCUCUUCCCAGACGUAGGGGUUGGUGAUCAACCUAGCCUCCUCAUACAGGCGCUGAGCAACGAAGUAACCGUGCAUGUACGGGCGCAAAAGGUUGGUGCGACCGAUAAGAUGUUCCAAGUUGAGCGUACGCAGUUGGGGCACGGUCAAGAACUUGAAGUUGUCGUAGACAGAGCCAGCCUGGGCACUGGUGAAUGCGUUGGGGUCGUUCGGGUCCUCGGCCAUCUCUUCGACCAAGUUGUCCAAGAAUGAGCACCACUUGGGCGCGGGUCCGAGCUGGGGAAUGAAGAAGGAGUGCUGCUGGCGGCCUUCGUUGGCAGUCAGAAGCAUACCACUAUCCUUGCACCAGGCCACGUCGUUGAUGUCCACAGCAGGCUCCACGGAAGUCCAAGGUUUACCGUCACGAGGGUCCCAGAUCUUGAUAAUCCUCUUGUCGGCCGACAUAAUCUUAGGAUCCAUGGUCGCCUCCCGAGUUUCGGUUGACGGUUGGAGGAAUUUAAGGGUGUGAAUAGGGAAGCCAUAUCCUUGGUCCUUCUUCAACAGAGGAACUGGAGAUCGGAGAUCGUAAAGGUGAAUCAACCCGUUGGACGCGCCGGUUCCCAGUGUCAGCCCGUUGCGGUGGAACUCAAGGGCAGUAAUUUCAGAUCGCAUUUCGUCGCCGACAGACUGAGUCGGGGGCAGAAGAAUGCCCGCGCGGCCCUUGGCUCUGGGAUCCCACAACUCUACUGUUCCGAUAGACGUACCGAAUGCAAGAAGAUUGUGACUCUCCUCCGCGAUGGCACCCGUGUUAACCGAGCCAGUAUUAAUGCCACCCUGCAAGGCACCUCCUCCAGCAGAUGUAAAAUCAUCACCUCCGACCUCGAUCUCGAAAGACCGCAUGUAUCGACCAAGCUCCAAGUUCAACCGGAACACUUCGCCCAGACCAUUCUCGUUGACACCGACCGAGGGAAUCAAGGCCUCUGUUGACUGACGGUCAAACACAAGAUCACGUCCGUACCGUGGGAGCCGGGUGGCGUAGUGGCAUCCUUGUGGGGUGUGGAAUUCAAGAGAGCGGUCGCCUUGGAGGUGGAGGGAUUUAGAAUAGUCGGAAGAGAGGAGAAGGAAUUUCGUGUUGAGAGCGACUGUGUGUCGUGCCCAUGAUAGGGACAGUUGCGACAAUUGGUGGACAUGAAUCUGGGGCUUGUAUGUGCCUAGAAAAGAUUCUGUUAGGCGUGAAGCGAUACCCAUGAUCACUGUU
Messenger RNA from Penicillium brasilianum, 6897 nucleotides. The record is from the annotation of a GenBank genome assembly. NCBI's taxonomy places the organism in Eukaryota, Fungi, Ascomycota, Eurotiomycetes, Eurotiales, Aspergillaceae.